CUAUUGGAUUAAGGCCUUGGUGUAUUUUCAGCCAAGAGGGCUUACGGGAUCUCUGACAAACAUGGUCAUAAUCCUUCCAGAGAACAAAACGACUCAUUUCUCGUGAUUAUACAAAAACAAAAAAACAGUACUUGAAUCUCAGGUAUGCAUUUGCAUGCUUUGCUUAUGAUAAUUAUCUUAAGUAAUAUUAAUAUCUGUCAGAUUAACAUCUGUGGAAGUCUCUGAUGCUACUAAUCUCUCUCCCUCCCCGUCUCUCACUUUCACUCACCCUCUCUUUCUGUCUCUCAAUAGGAUUAUGACGGUGGGUUGGUGUAGAUUAGGUGGUCUGUUCGCCGUGUCCUCAAAUCUUUCAGACUGGAGAGUAAAUAAACACUGCCAGAAUGAUGUGAGACUGUCUGGUGUUGUUUUAACUCUGUAAUCUCCGAGAGCGGGACCCGUGGUGAAUCUAUCGAACCUGAAGCCGCGUUGAUCCGAACUCAUGAUCGGUUCGGUUCCGAUCAGCAGCGAUUCUGAGGACAGCGAGACGCCGUCACUGAAGAAGCUGUCAUGGUGGACCUGUUCCUGGGGAAGGUUCUGGUGAAGAACAAUAAAGACAAAGACGAGCUGGACACGGAGCGCGAGAUCAUUCUGCGGCUCCAGAACCGCAUCCUCAUGCUAUUCUUCGGCUCCGGCGAGUGCGAGAAGUGCCAGGAAUUUGCACCGACGCUCAAAGAUUUCUUCAAGAAGCUCACGGAUGAGUUCUAUGUGGAGCGAUCAGCUCAGCUGGUCCUGCUGUACAUCUCGCUGGACUCGUCCGAGGAGCAGCAGGAGAAGUUCCUGAAGGAGCUGCCCAAACGCUGCCUGUUCCUGGCCUACGAAGACCCCUACAGACAGGAGCUGAGCGUGAUGUUCGAGGUGCAGGAUCUGCCGAGGGUUGUGGUUUUGCGUCCGGACUGCUCUGUUCUCACACCCGACGCCGUGGAGGAAAUCUGUAAGCUGGGGCCAGACUGCUACCGCAACUGGCAGGAAGGGGCGGAGCUUAUCGACAGGAACUUCAUGAUGAAUGAGGAGUUCGACGAGGGCAAAAUGCGCAGCAUGACCGACCCCAUCCGACGUAUCAAAUACAAGGUGGAGGACAAGAAGAAGAAGAAAAAGAAAAAGAAGAAGGACGGGGUGAGUGUGGAGGAGGAGGAGGAUGACGAGGAUGGAGAGGAAGAUGGAAAUGGAGGAGGAGGUUGGGGCUGAGGUUAGGACAUCUGAUGCUCUAAUAACUUUUAGCAAAAUGAAAGACGAGUGAUCUACAGCAGUAUCUCAAACCUUUCGUCUCCAAAGCCCAUCGUUGUCCACAACAAUAUGUGAAGGCUAGUAUGUUUUCGCUGGAAAGACAAAAAUGCUUUUAUUGCAAGAAACUGUGUGAACAGAUUAAAAUAAGACACUAAAUGAUUGGUUUCUUCAGUUUUCCCGCUCUUUCUGACCAAUGGAUUUCCAGGGGCCAGUUGUUCAAAAGUGAUCUGACUGGAUUUUGGCCAUCGGAUUGGAUAAAAAAAGGAUUAUUCUGAUGCCAGCACAAGGGUGGAUUUCAGGAACAAAAAUGUAAUAAAACUUCAAAACUGGUCCAACAAAUACAACUCUAAACAUGUAGUAUAUCCCUAAAUCACAGCUGUCAAUAUCAAAGAAAAAUAUUAUUUUUAAUUUAAAGAUUUUAUUUAUUUAUUUAAAUCGCUGAUUGUAAACUACACUGGUACAAUCAUCAGAGAUGGACCAGUCAGAAGUAGUUAUUUAUGUAAAUGCAAUGCAAAACUAGAAUGCAAAACAUUGGCUUCUUUCCCCAAAAAACAUCUGGAAAUAUCUGGAUUUUUAGUUAUUUUUAAAUAAUUUAAGAUCCUCUUGAGUCAGCUGAAGUCUACUGAAGUCCCCGUGUUGAGAAAAACUUGACUACAGUGGCUGCUGAAGUGAUUGACGCUUGUGCUCUAUUUCAGGAUCCAUUACUUCAAAUCUGAUUUUUAUAUUUCCAGGUCAUUGGUGUACAUGUAUAAUUAUACUCUAUCACUAUGAGGAUCUUUAGAUGACUGGCGAAGCAUGAAUGUACCAUAAACGUUUUUUUGUUGUUUUUAACAUGCAUGCUUUUAUCAACACUUGC
Messenger RNA from Labeo rohita (rohu), 2119 nucleotides. RefSeq names its product nucleoredoxin like 1 (gene nxnl1). Gene Ontology annotation, cellular component: mitochondrion. Gene Ontology annotation, biological process: photoreceptor cell maintenance. The record is from RefSeq and is a predicted model, not a curated record. NCBI's taxonomy places the organism in Eukaryota, Metazoa, Chordata, Actinopteri, Cypriniformes, Cyprinidae. Bases 547 to 1224 code for a protein of 225 amino acids. The transcript is spliced from 3 exons.